AUGAACUGCAGCCAUGGCUUCAGCCAGAACCCCUCAGGCCCUCUCUCCAGCAGCUGGAGCCGCCCAGGCAACUGUUACCCUCGGGCACCCAGUGUGCAUGGAGGAGCAGGAGGAGUGCGCGUCUCCCUUUCCUUCACCAAGCCAAGCUGCCCACCCGCUGGAGGGUCAUGGGGGUCAGGAAGAAACGGAUCCUUUCUGGGUGGGAAUGGCAAGGAAACUAUGCAGAACCUCAAUGACCGCUUAGCCUCCUACCUGGACAAGGUGCGUGCCCUGGAGGAAGCCAACGUGAAGCUGGAGAGCCGCAUCCUAAAGUGGCAUCAGCAGAGAGACAGUGGCAAUAAGCAAGAUUACUCCCAGUACGAGGAAAACAUCAGCCGCUUACAGGAGCAGAUAGUGGAUGGCAAGCAGACCAAUGCACAUAUCACUCUUCUUAUUGACAAUGCCAAGAUGGCAGUUGAUGACUUCAGCCUCAAGUAUGAAAAUGAACACUCCUUCAAAAAAGACCUGGAACUUGAAGUUGAGGCUCUAAGAAAGAACUUGGAUGAUCUGACUAUUAUCACAACUGACCUGGAACAGGAAGUUGAGGGACUAAGGAAAGAGCUUAUUCUCAUGAAGAAACGCCAUGAACAGGAAAUGGAGGAACAGCAUGUGCCCAAUGACUUCAAGGUCAAUGUGAAGAUAGAGGCAACCCCGGGGGAAGAUCUAAUUAAAGUCCUAGAAGAUAUGAGACAGGAAUAUGAGCUUAUAAUAAAGAAGAAGCACCAAGAGUUAGAUGCUUGGUAUAAAGAACAGUCAGCAGCAAUGGCCAUGGAGACAGCCAGUCCAACUACUGUGUCAAGCAACCAAAAUGAUAUCCAUGAGCUGAAACGUACUUUCCAGGCCCUGGAGAUUGACCUACAGGGACAACACAACAGAAAAUCUGCCUUGGAAAGCAUGUUGGCUGAGACCCAGUCUCAAUAUGCAUACAAGCUCCAGGACAUGCAGAGGAUUAUCUCCCACUCUGAGGAGGAGCUACGGCAGCUCCGCCAUGACUUGGAGCAACAGAAUGUUGAAUACAAGAUCCUCGUGGGCAUCAAAAUCCACCUGGAGAAAGAAAUUGCCACCUACCGCAGGCUCCUAGAGGGAGAAGGAAAUGGGACAAUGGAAGAAUCCAAGUCAAGCAUGAAAGGAGAUCCAACUUCAACAAUCAAGGCCAUCACACAGGAAAGCGUCAAUGGAAGAAUCAUUCAUUCUCAAGUGAAUGAAAUCCAAAAGUGCUCUUGAGGCCAGCAAAAGUCUCUGCCAUUUACUGUAAAAUACAAAAAUAAAAAUAAAAA
This is a messenger RNA of Suncus etruscus (white-toothed pygmy shrew), 1316 nucleotides long. It is a transcript of the gene KRT23, whose product is annotated as keratin 23. The transcript has 9 exons. NCBI's taxonomy places the organism in Eukaryota, Metazoa, Chordata, Mammalia, Eulipotyphla, Soricidae. The record is from RefSeq and is a predicted model, not a curated record. Gene Ontology annotation, molecular function: structural molecule activity. Bases 1 to 1263 code for a protein of 420 amino acids.